ACUUACCCAUGCUUCACGCUGCCAGACCGUAAACACAGGUUACCAUCAGUUUAACAGAAGAAUUGGCGAUGUGGUGGUGUUUUUGUUGAGGCUCACAUAAGCACCGACAUGAAGAACAGAAGUGGUGGCUGUCUGGACAGUCGUCUCAGACAGAGAGUGGAGCAGUAUUUGGCGACCUGCACCAGUGAAUAUGUGGACCUUUCAGCCAUGGCCCUGGAACUUCAAAAACUGUACAGAAUGGAGUAUGGCAGAAGAAACAGGACAGCCUUCAGGAUUCAAGUAGAGAAAGUGUACGAAGCAAUCAUGAAGGAGUCUGGGCUGAAUGAUCUGGAGAGCAAACACUUGGCUAAGAGAGCCAAGCACAGCCACAAUGACACCGGGGAUGGCAGCAGCAGCUCAGAGGAGUCCUCUGACAGUGAUGACCCCAUUCUGGAGAACACUGUAAGAAAUAAUCCCACCAACCACAUGAACAGCUCUCUUACAUCCUUGUACCGGAAGGGCCACCCUGACUCUGGCACCUGCUCACCCAGGAGAGAUCAGCCUGCUGCCAGCAGUCCUGCCAGCACAGCCAACCUCCCUCCCAGUGCAGGGACACUGGUCUCCACAGGAGGCUGGUUCAUCGACCGAGGCAGAGGCCCCGAGAAGAGCAGCAUCCUCAUCGACCUGUGUGAAGAGGAGCCAACGAAUACAAUGUCCAGUCAGACGGAUGUGUCCAUGCUGGAACCUAAGAAAUCUGCCAAAAAGUCCAAAAAAAGGAGGAAGACCUCCACUGAAACUACUGAAUCUCGCAGCCAGAAUAAGAAAGUAAAGUCACCAGAGCUGCAGUAUCCCACUUUGAAGUUUGAAGAUGUAGGAGGUAAUGAAGAGACGCUAACGGAGGUGUGUAAGCUGCUGAUCCACAUGCGUCACCCAGAGGUAUACCAGCAGCUGGGAAUGGUUCCUCCGAGGGGCUUCCUUCUCCACGGACCUCCUGGCUGUGGAAAGACCCUGCUGGCCCAGGCUGUGGCUGGGGAGAUGCAGCUGCCCAUGUUGAAGGUGUCUGCUCCGGAGCUGGUGUCUGGAGUGUCCGGGGAGUCUGAACAGAAGCUCAGAGAGCUGUUUGACCUGGCUGUGAGCUCCUCCCCAUGUAUCCUGUUCAUAGAUGAGAUAGACGCCAUCACACCGAAGAGAGAAGUGGCUUCUAAAGACAUGGAGAGGAGGAUUGUAGCCCAGCUGCUAACUUGCAUGGACGACUUGAACAGUCUGACAGAGACGGCUCAGGUCCUGGUCAUCGGCGCCACCAACAGGCCAGACUCCCUGGACCCGGCCCUCCGCCGAGCCGGGCGCUUCGACAGAGAGAUCUGCCUGGGUAUCCCUGAUGAAGCAGCUCGUCUCAGGAUCUUGAAGACGUUGUGUCGAAAGCUGAAGCUGCCGGAGGACUUUGACUACCAGCAGCUGGCCCGGCUCACCCCCGGCUACGUGGGUGCAGACCUCAUGGCUCUGUGCCGCGAAGCUGCCAUGAGUGCUGUCCACAGGGUUCUGCUGGAGAUAAGAGGACAAAGCCGGAGCGCCACUGAAGAGCUGUUAACAAGCAGAGAUCUGGCUGAGGCUGCUGCGAGCGACGGAGAGGUCCGAGAGCAACAGACAAACGACACAGACCCAGUACCUGAGGAAGAGUCAGGACAGGAUCCCCUGCAGGGGGAGCUCUGGCACCUGCUGCAUUUGCUGAAAAGCACCGAGACACUGUCGGAGGAAGAGCUGGCCGGCCUGUGCAUCCUCAUGUCAGACUUCAAGGCCUCUCUGGCCAGUAUCCAGCCUUCAGCCAAGAGGGAGGGCUUCGCCACCGUGCCCGAUGUCACCUGGGAGGAUGUGGGAGCCCUGCAGGACAUCAGAGAGGAGCUCACCAUGGCCAUACUGGCCCCGGUGCGGUCUCCAGAGCAGUUCAGAGCUCUGGGGCUCAGUGCUCCAUCUGGUGUGCUGCUGGCUGGACCUCCAGGAUGUGGAAAAACACUGCUGGCCAAGGCAGUGGCCAAUGAGUCAGGCCUCAACUUCAUAUCUGUCAAGGGUCCAGAGCUGCUCAACAUGUAUGUGGGAGAAAGUGAGCGCGCCGUCAGACAGGUAUUUCAGAGAGGACGCAACUCUGCUCCUUGUGUCAUAUUCUUUGAUGAGAUCGAUGCUCUGUGUCCUCGGCGCUCAGGCCAUGAGUCAGGAGCCAGUGUGCGGGUGGUCAACCAGUUGCUCACAGAGAUGGACGGCUUAGAGACUCGACGGCAGGUCUUCAUCAUGGCUGCAACCAACAGACCAGAUAUCAUCGACCCUGCAAUCCUGAGGCCAGGUCGUCUAGAUAAAACCUUGUAUGUGGGUCUGCCACCUCCUGCAGACCGCCAUGCCAUCCUGCUUACCAUUACUAAGGGAGGUACCAAACCUCAGCUGGAGCACGAUGUCUGCCUUGAAGAGGUCGCCUUCGACGAGCGCUGUGAUUGCUUCAGUGGUGCUGACAUCACUGCUUUAGUGAGGGAAGCAUCUGUUAAUGCCCUGAGGAUCUACCUGAAGUCCCAGCCUUCCUCUGGUAACUUUAAUCCUACCUCUGGUCACACAUACUCCUCUGGCUCUGUCGCUGACAUCAGAGUGAGCAAACAGAACUUUGAUGAUGCCUUCAAGAAAGUUCGACCAUCUGUGUCCAAAAAGGACCAGAGGAUGUACGAGCAGCUGAGAGAGUCCCUCAGCAGAUAACUACGAGACCGGAGCCUCAGACGACUUUAGUUAUAAUUGUAGUUAUAAAAUUAGGAAUAAUUGUGUAAUGUAUAUAUACACAUUUUAUUAUGGUUGAAUCAUAAUACUGAUUCCUGCUUUUAUAAUAAAAAUGGUGUG
Molecule: messenger RNA, 2850 nt
Organism: Sander lucioperca (pikeperch)
Lineage: Eukaryota; Metazoa; Chordata; Actinopteri; Perciformes; Percidae
Gene: nvl
Product: nuclear VCP like
Exons: 24
Coding region: 109-2712 (867 amino acids)
Biological process (GO): ribosome biogenesis
Cellular component (GO): nucleus
Molecular function (GO): preribosome binding; ATP hydrolysis activity; ATP binding
Source: RefSeq, a predicted model, not a curated record